Juglans regia (Persian walnut) is the source of this 498-nucleotide messenger RNA. RefSeq lists its product as uncharacterized. Gene Ontology annotation, molecular function: electron transfer activity. The record is from RefSeq and is a predicted model, not a curated record. Lineage: Eukaryota; Viridiplantae; Streptophyta; Magnoliopsida; Fagales; Juglandaceae. The transcript is spliced from 2 exons. Bases 1 to 498 code for a protein of 165 amino acids.
AUGGGUGGUUUCACUUUUGCACAGGUUCUCGUCCUGAUCAUUGCGACUGCUUCCAUGUUGGCAGUUAGUACGGCCAACAGAGGUGGCCCCCAUUGGCCUUUCAGAGGUCAUGGCCGCCGCUUCCAUGAUCAGCCAAAAUGUGAAGAUCAAGGUCCCAAGAAAAUCAUCGUAGGCGGGUCUGAGCAGUGGCGCUUCAACUUGACCUACACAGAUUGGGCUCUCACAAAUGGCCCCUUCUUCAUAAAUGAUACUUUAGUUUUCAAGUAUGAUUCACGUCACAGUGUAUACUUACUACCAGACCUUUGGAGCUUCUUGAACUGCGAUUUAAGCCGAGCGAAGUUGGUGGGGAAUGUGACACAAGGAGGUGGGAAGGGGUUUGAGUACAAGCUGCAAGAGUGGAAGCCUCACUACUUUGCUUGCGGCGAGCACGAUGGCAUUCAUUGCAAUCUUGGACAGAUGAAGUUCUUUGUGAUGCCAAUGCUCCGCUGCAUGGUGUAA